AUGUCUACUACAACGUGCACAACCGUCGCAACCCUCUGCGCAAACUGCGCCCCGCUCUACCACAAGCUCAAGCCAGUCUUCAACGACGCCGACGUCACGCUCCUCUGCCCGACAAACACAACCUGGCCCCUCAUGCUCUGCAACAAGUUCGCAGCGGCGCAAAUCAGCGUGUCCACCGCUGAAGCGCUCACGGGCGAAAUCGCGCGCCGAACAAAUGUGCUCAAUCGCACUAGCGACUGCACAGUCUACAUGGCAAACAAGCCCGACCCGAACAACACCUUUUGCUUCCUCAAGAUCAUGGUCGACUGGCCGGUCCCCGUUGAUACGGAUGAGAAGUUCAAGUGGGACUUGCUGGAUAAUCUGCAGAUUCCGUUUCCGGGCAUUCGGGGGAUGGAGUGGCAGAACUGGGUGAUUGUCGCGCCUCAGAUUGGGCAGUGUGCGAGUUUUGCGCGGUUGUACUUUUUCUAUGAGAUUGCGCGGGAUAAGAAGCUGAUCUAG
Aspergillus calidoustus is the source of this 498-nucleotide messenger RNA. The record is from the annotation of a GenBank genome assembly. Lineage: Eukaryota; Fungi; Ascomycota; Eurotiomycetes; Eurotiales; Aspergillaceae.